AUGGCUUCUGAGAUGGAUUCUUCUCAGGCCUUAGAGGCUGAUGCCUCUACGAAUAAACGGCCUAUUGAUAUCGAAACCAUGGGGCGCAAGAAAUUCAAGACUGAGGACCUGCCCUUUACUCCCGUGCAGCAUGCUGCCAUGGAUAAACUCCGCCAUGCGUUCAAGAAGAAGGGCUAUUUCGAUCUUGUUCGCAAGCAGCUCUGGACCGGCUUCAAUGAGGGUGAACCCAGGACCAUGUUUACCAAUGAACUGCUCGCGCUCGCCGAAUCAGAAAUUGAUCGUGAACCCGCCCUGCUUUCUCGCGAGAGAGGAAAAGCCGCGACAUUGAUCGAAGGAGCUGUUGAUCGUGGUGAUGUCUAUAAGAAUGUGGAGAACUCAAUCGACCAGCUUGCACUAAAACACGCCGACUUUAUCCUCGAAUCCCUCCGCGAAAUCCGCCGCCAAGAAGUUGGAGAUGAAGUUGCUAUGCGCGAACUCGAGUCAGGAAACAAGACCGAUGCGGAAUACGAUGCCCUUGUGAAAAUCGACCGUGAUAGGCGGGAGAAAAUAUGGCAGGAAGAGAAGCGCAAGGAGAUGGAGCUCGAGGAAGAGCAGCAAAGGAUCAAGGAUGAAGAGCUCCGCAAGAAGCGCGAACUUGACCGGCAGAAGGAAGACGAAGACAGGGCUCGAAGAAAGGAAAUCGAUGAACAGAGACGAGCUGACCGUGAACGCCUGCGCGAGGAACAACGAACGCUCGAUGACCAGCGAGAAAGAGAACGACAAGAAAGAUACGAGCGGCGGAGGCGAGAAGACCGGGAUAGGGACCGCUACUGGGACCGUGAUCGCAGUCGCACUCGCGACAGGGAACGUUUCCGUGAUCGUUCUCCUGACUAUCGCCCGGACCGCGGCAUGUCUCCUCGGCUCCGGGACGUGAAACGAGAGAAGUCCAUCGCUUCAAAGGAUCCGACCCCAGCUCCAGUGGACGAAAAGUCAUUGGAGGAGGCUGCUCUGCAAAUGCUCCUGAAAGAAGGCGAAGAACUCGCGGCCAAGGCUCGAAUGAAGCCAGAGUUUGAUUUCGAAGAGGCUGAAGCCAUUGAAAAUGGCCUGAAACCGGCGUCAGCAGCGGCCAAGAGUGCCAAUGACAAGUACUCCAAUACCUCAACCAGAGCGGCCAGCCCAUCCCGCCAUUCCGAAGCAAGGCGCGGCUCAACUACAGAUCGCCGGGAGCCGUCUCGGCAUCUGAUGCGUGAUCGGAGCCGUAGUCGCUCGCGCCGACGACGCACAUCUCUGUUUGACCGCCGUGACCGGUCCCGGGACUCUGUGAGAUCCCGUGACCGUGACAUGGAUUUGCGCCGUGGUUACCGUGACUUCCGAGAUAAUCGGCCUGAUGAUAGAAGCUACAGACCGAAUCGUCGGAGCCGUAGCCGUUCCGUGGUCCGGCGUGAUCGAGCACAGUCUAAAGACCGUGACCGGGAUACUGACCGUCGCCCUGACCGUAGCCGCGACGAAGCCGACCUUCUCGUUCACCUGUUCGUCGAGGUUCGCGCAGCCGUCGCUCGCGAAGCCGUUCUCGGUCUCGCCCUCGAGUCCGGGCUCGAGACCGUUCUCGAUCCCGUUCUAGGUCCGUCCGACGGCGUUCGCGUUCUCGGCGUCGCUCUCCUUCCCCCACUCUGGACAUCGACCGCUACGUGCCUUCCACGAGCAACCGAAGCAAGUCACCUAGGCGCCGGGUCCGAACCCCAGAGAGAGAACGAGAGCGAGAUCAGCGACCACGAAUGGAAGAUCGUCGACCUCGCCGACGAAGUCCAAGCCGUCGAAGAAGCCGCAGUCGCAGACGAAGUCCUAGUCGCAGGCGGAGUCCCAGUCGCAGGCGGAGUCCUAGUCGCAGGCCUAGUCCUAGUCGCAGAAGAGAUCGCAGUCGCCGAAGGAGCCCUAGUCGUCGACGCAGCCGAAGCCGUCGCAGAAGUCCAAUUCGUCGGCGCAGUCGUAGUGGAAGGAGGAACAGGAGCUGAUGCCCUGCGCAAUUAUGUUUGUAAUAUUAAUACCAGAACUGUGCUCAAGAUCGAUCCUUCCAUCCAUGAUCCCAGUUCAGUGCAACACGACCACCUAGAAAUCUCUGAUCCCCGGCGACAAACCUCCCCAAACACACGAACCAUGCAAAAAGAAACACAAAAACCAGAGGCAGCAAAGAGCCAAACCUCGAACAAGCCAUCAAAAACAAUGAACCUAACAGAUCGCACCGCCCGCCGCCAACGCGCCUCAUACCCGCCCUCAGACUCAGACCCAACCUCAUCCUCGGGCUCCUCGUCAGAAGACUCCAGCGAAAGCGAAAGCGGAAACGAAGACGAGCACCACUCCGACCAAGAAAUGCGCGACGAACCCAGAGCCACAGCAGCAAACCCAGCCGAUCCCUCCUCAUCACUACCGCAUAUCGGCGGCCGACCCAAACCGCGCAUACACCGCAUGAAGGGCGAUUCGGAGCUCUUAUCGCGGCUUAAUGCUUUCUUGCCGAAGAUGAAGAAUGCGAAUGAGGAUUUGCAGAAGGAGAUCGAGGCUGGGAGGGUUGGGGAUCUUGUUCUUGAUAAUGCCGAUGAGAGUGGGGAGCAGUAUAUUGAGAUGGAUCUUGGACUUGGUGUCUUGGAAGAAAAGAAGGAGGGUGACUCGUCUAGUGAGGAUGAGGAUGAGGAUGAUCGCGAAGAUGCGAAGACUGGUUCUGGUGCUGCUGGGAAUACAUCUCAAGAGCUGAAGGACUCUGAUAUCAUUGGAAAGCUUAUGGGAGGUAAGGAUGAGGUCCGCCACGGCCUCCGCUGGACAGAGCAAACCUCUCCCAAGACUUACACCCAGGCUCUUGACAAAGGAAUGCGAAAUGCGUUAUUGCACGGGUCGUAUGGAAUCCUCAGCGACCUGUUCACCGAGGAAAACGCUCUUGUGGACGUUCUUACUCCCCAAGACCUAUUCUCCUAG
Penicillium arizonense is the source of this 2943-nucleotide messenger RNA. RefSeq lists its product as uncharacterized. The coding region runs from base 1 to 2943 and encodes 980 amino acids. The transcript has 7 exons. Lineage: Eukaryota; Fungi; Ascomycota; Eurotiomycetes; Eurotiales; Aspergillaceae. Gene Ontology annotation, biological process: box C/D snoRNP assembly. The record is from RefSeq and is a predicted model, not a curated record.